Messenger RNA from Arctia plantaginis, 786 nucleotides. Lineage: Eukaryota; Metazoa; Arthropoda; Insecta; Lepidoptera; Erebidae. The record is from the annotation of a GenBank genome assembly.
AUGUUGUGGAUAAAAUCGCGGACUAUGAAGCAAAAAAGGUUGUGCAAGAUACUGUUUGUGUUCCUUCUAGGAUUUCCUUGCACCCAUGCAGAAACGACUGAGGCGAGUGUCCCAAACACCACAGCCUGUGAUCCAUUUUGCGGCUGUGAUGGGUUAUAUGUUUACGAUAGUGUAAAAAAAGGAUGCGUUCUAGACUUGCCAAACCUAAUGAAGAGAGUCGUAGUAAACUAUGACAGCCAAAGUGAUGAGUUAAUCAAUCAAGAAGGAAUGUCAAGGUCCAUCUACAUUGAAGGCCAAAAACUAUUUAAAGGCAUCAUAAUAUCCGUAAUAUUAUUUAUAACAUGUGCCAGCCUUUGUGUUGUGUCUGCUUGUAUAUACUGUUGCAAGAUAAACUACUCGGAUCGUAAGUUGAAACAAGAAGUUGAAGCAUUAGCGAAAAAAAUGCACAAGACAAAUAUUUUGAAAAAAGAGCAUAAAAAGCCCAUAGACGAUCCAAAGGCUCAAAGCUAUUCGUACUGCGAUACAGAAAGUAAUGUAUACAUUGUAAUCAUGAUAGGCAGUCCAUUGAUUGAAUUUAUCUUCACCACCGUGUCACUAAUAGUGGCGAUGAUGUUGGCUGCCAUUUUUUGUUGCAUCUACAUCAGACUCAGUGACACAUGGUGGGCGAGAAGACAGAACCUUGCGUGUCAAUGCCUUGGAAAAAACGUGCCCCGUAAUUCGCAUGAACCUACAGCGAAAGAUGAAUGUUGCACAAUUUUUGUUCCAGAUGUAGCUAUAGUAUUAUAA